Trichomycterus rosablanca is the source of this 2433-nucleotide messenger RNA. It is a transcript of the gene naalad2, whose product is annotated as N-acetylated alpha-linked acidic dipeptidase 2. Gene Ontology annotation, molecular function: carboxypeptidase activity. Lineage: Eukaryota; Metazoa; Chordata; Actinopteri; Siluriformes; Trichomycteridae. The transcript has 19 exons. Bases 1 to 2214 code for a protein of 737 amino acids. The record is from RefSeq and is a predicted model, not a curated record.
AUGGGAGCUCAGGGAAAGCUCGUACACUGGAUCCUGUGGAUCACCGGCUUUGUGUUCUUGUUUUUCUUCGGAUUUGUCAUUGGCUGGUUAGUGAAACCCGUCAAUGUGCAGCAUGAAAAGCCCCCACACAGCUACCUACAGGAGUUCAUGAGUGAAAUCCAUGCAGAAAACAUUAAACAGCAUCUCAGGAAGUUUACUCGUCUGCCCCAUUUGGCGGGGACGGAGCAGAACCUGCGUCUGGCUGAGCAGAUUAGGGAGGAGUGGUUAGCAUUCGGACUGGACUCAGCUGAGCUCGUGUGGUAUGAUGUUCUGCUGUCAUAUCCAAACAAGACCAGGCCAAACUACGUCUCUAUAGUGGAUCAGCAUGGGGCCGAGAUCUUGAAUUCGUCUCUGGCUGAACCAGUACCGGAGGGUUAUGAGGAUGUGACCGACAUCGUUCCCCCUUACAACGCUUUCUCUGCACAGGGACAACCAGAGGGCGAGUUGGUUUACGUGAACUAUGGCAGGACUGAGGAUUUCUUCAAACUGCAGAGAGAGAUGGACAUCAACUGCACGGGCAAAAUCGUCAUUGCUCGAUACGGAAAAAUCUUUAGAGGGAAUAAGGUAAAAAAUGCAAUGUUAGCCGGAGCUAAAGGCGUGGUGUUGUACUCCGACCCGGCAGAUUACUCUGCUGAUGGUGUAAAGCCGUACCCCGAGGGAUGGAACCUGCCUGGAAAGGGUGUUCAGAGGGGCAAUGUCCUGAAUCUGAACGGAGCCGGAGACCCCUUAACCCCCGGGUACCCUGCUAAAGAGUACACAUACAGAUCCAGUCCAGACGAAGGGGUGGGGCUUCCCAAAAUUCCUGUGCAUCCUAUUGGCUAUGAAGAUGCUUUUCAUUUGCUAAAGAAUAUGGGCGGGGCUGCUCCGCUUCCUGAUUGGAAAGGUGCUCUGAAUGUAUCGUACCGUAUCGGACCGGGAUUCAUCGAUGACUUCGUACAAACUAAAGUGCGCAUGAACAUUCACAGCAACAAUCAGGUGACUCGAAUAUACAACGUGAUUGGUCGAAUCCGAGGAGCUCAGGAGCCAGAUCGGUACGUGAUUUUGGGGGGUCAUCGUGACGCCUGGGUUUUUGGAGGAAUCGAUCCUGUUAGCGGAGCUGCAACAACACACGAAGCCGUCCGAGCUGCUGGAAAACUCAAGCAGAGAGGUUGGAGGCCUAGACGCACCAUGAUCUUUGCUAGUUGGGAUGCAGAGGAGUUUGGUCUGCUGGGAUCCACAGAGUGGGCUGAGGACAAUGCUAAAAUACUACAGGAUAGAGCAGUGGCUUACAUCAAUGCAGACUCCUCGAUUGAGGGUAUGUACACGUUGAGGGUGGACUGCACUCCCUCUCUACACACACUGGCGUAUGAGGUUACCAAACAGUUAAUGAGUCCAGAGGAAGGAGAAGAAAAAAUAAGUCUGUAUGAAAGCUGGCACAAACGAGACAACUGGACCGAUUAUCAGGAUGCACCUCGGAUCAGUAAGCUCGGCUCGGGCAGUGAUUUCGAAGCCUACUUCAUCAGACUGGGAAUUGCAUCCGGACGAGCGAGAUACACCAAGAACAGAAAAACAGAGCGCUACAGCAGUUACCCCGUCUACCACAGCGUAUACGAGACGUUUGAGGUGGUCGAACGUUUUUACGACCCGACCUUCCACCGCAUGGAGUCGGUGGCUCGUGUAAGAGGGGGCAUGGUCUUCCAGUUAGCCGACGCCCAGAUCCUGCCUCUGGAUUGUAACGAGUAUGCUCGGUGUCUCACUCAGUACGCACAUACCAUCCAUAAACUCGCCCUGAAACACCCACAGGAGCUGCAGGACUACGAUGUGUCAUUCGACGCGCUGUUCUCUGCAGUGAAUAAUUUCACACACGCAGCACAGGGGUUCCAUCAACGUCUCGACACACUCGAUACAACAGAUGCUCUGGCGGUGAGGAUGGUGAACGAUCAGCUGAUGUACCUGGAGCGGGCAUUUAUUGAUCCUCUUGGCCUGCCUGGCCGACCCUUUUACAGACACAUUGUUUUCGCUCCAAGCAGUCACAACAAAUACGCCGGCGAGUCGUUUCCCGGCAUUUACGACGCACUAUUCGACAUCGGGAAUGCUCCGGAACCCGAGCAAGCUUGGACUGAAGUAAAGCGACAGAUCAGCAUCGCCUCGUUUACGGUCAACGCUGCUGCUGAUACACUCCACCCGGUCGCAUAAAAGAGACACUGACCUCUGACCUCAUCACAAGCACGGACUACAGUCGAUGAACAUCACAUGAACUGUGGAAGGAAUCAUGAAGGGCACAAAUUUCACCCCUCAGUAGAGCCACCACCCCAGUAUCACACACCCCAGUAUCACUCCCAGAGUUAAGUUUGUACAAUGUGUUUUUUUUAUUCAUUCAAAAUGCAUAACCAUUAUUAAUUCACUUUAUAGAAA